Molecule: messenger RNA, 369 nt
Organism: Fonsecaea erecta
Lineage: Eukaryota; Fungi; Ascomycota; Eurotiomycetes; Chaetothyriales; Herpotrichiellaceae
Exons: 3
Coding region: 1-369 (122 amino acids)
Source: RefSeq, a predicted model, not a curated record
AUGUUCCUUGUACUGUCUGCGGUGCUCACUUGGGCGACGAUGUUCAUCAUCCCAGCUCAAACACAUUCAACCGAAAUCCUCAGCAGCAUGUCCAUGAGCACCUUGACCGAAACGGUGGAAUGCACCACCACCGCGUACACCGCCCCAGUCAUCCAAGCAGGCCCGACAAGCACUUACUAUUCCCUGACCACCUACACAUCCCACAUCUACGAUUGUCAUGGCUGCGACACCGUCGUGGUUCUCCCGUACGGCCACGUCUUCGUGGAGGAGACAUUUACCAUCACUGUGACCGCCAGCAACGCGACCACCAUUACCCUCCCACGAUGCAGCCUGACUCCAGGUCCAGCGGUCAUGACGACUCCCAAUUGA